UCCAGACAUCUGUGUAAUGAAUUCAAUAAAUAAUCCACUUGUCAGCUGAUUGAUUAUUAAUAAUUCUAUAGUCUAUAACGGUGCAUUUUGGCACACAUGAAAUUCAUUUGUUAAAAUGAAUUAUUAGGUCUCAUGGAAAGAAACCAGAAACUUUUAUCAUCAGUUAUAUUAUCAGUCGAAUAAUAGAGAUAAGAAAAUAACGACUCUAAAGGCUAUGAUUAUUUGCAACAAUACGAAAAUGGAAGUCAUUUUUUAUUUAUUUAAUAUAAAACAAUAAUAAAGUAUCGAGGUUAGGCUCUUUGGUAAUAGAGCUUGUCGGCAACAUCAACAGCGGUCAAGCUGUACAUCUGAAAUUCAGUCAGAUACUUUCCAGCAAAAUAAUUGCAAGUUUACAGUACUCAAUAAAGCGAGGACGAAGGGGUUUUGUAAAUUCUAGCAUGCUAAAUAAGGGACAUAAACGUUUGAAAACAUAUAAAAAUAUUUAUUGUGUAUAUACAAGCAGACAAGCUUACAAAAAUAUAAUGAAAAUGAAAAGGAAACGGAAUCUAGUUUAAUUAAGCGCAGUAAUACAAUAGCACAUUUUGUACAAAAACUGGUGAUGUACCAAUCAGAAUCCAGUAUUUAGUAGGCGCUGAAAAUAUAUAUUUCAGAAAGUCACCAUGUGGUCUUUUUUAAAAUUACAAAAAUAUACAAUUAUUGUAAAAUUUAUGUAUAAUCAUAACUGGCAUGGGAUCAGAUUUAAGUGUUAAAAUAUUUAUGUAUAAUUGAGUAUUAUGUCUUUGUAUUGCUAACUAUUUGAUAGAGUCAAAUCACGUCAUUGGGGAUAUGUUGAAAUCCACCAAUAGUAGCAACUAUGCAAAUUACUAUGCAAAUUCAGAAAAAGGAAGUAUCAUAAGAAAAUGUGAAAGCGAGAUCUCUUCACUUGCUUGCCAGGGGUCACGAGAGUCACCAGCAAAAAUUGAGAUCCAUGGACUCUUGGACUGAACCCUUAUUUUAUAGUAAUUUAUACCAAUUUUAAAAUUUUAGCUAUAAUUAAAUUAAAUUAUCAUAACUCAGUGAAGUCGUUGUAUGACAAGAGUUAAUAAAUUAGUAAUUAUUUCCCUACUGGAGAGGAUGACAUCAGCCCACCAGAAAUAAGGCACAGGACACACGAGGUGAAACCCAUGCCACAUCUUUAAAUUUGGGGAAAAUCUUCACAUGUUAUUUUUUCAUAUUAGAACUUCAAGACUAAACGAAUUCUCUAUGCUCUUUAUAUGAGAGGAUAAGUAGCUUAUACACUACUUGUAAACCAUGGAAAAGCUGAAUAAAGACCUGGACUUCUCCCUCUAUUCCUCAAUUCUUCGUCCACUGGUUAUCCUGAUGAAAUUCACUGGUGGCAUAUCUCUGAGAAAUGUCUUUUGCCACCAUGCCUACGAUCUGAAGCCUUCCAGAGGAAUACCAACAGGCACUGUUCUACUCUUACUACUAAAUGUUCUAAUUUACUAUCAUUUUGGAGAUGAUAUCCCAAUACCUUCUUAUGUCUUCAAUAUUGUCUGCUCUAUACUGGGUUGUGUUCAUCUUCUCACCUGCAACCUGACAGAUAAUACAUUGCUUAAAGCAUUGGUAGCCAUAGAAGAUUUCGAUAUACAAUUGAAACUGAACUCAAACUACAGCAAAACAUCAUGGAAGAAAUACAGAAUCUAUUGCUGGAUAUUGGUUCUGAUGUCAUUAAAUUUUCUUAGAAUGGCAAAAGCAACUUAUCACAGAUACCGUGCUAACGAUUUAGAUUUUGUUGCUUUAUAUUUACUCAAUUUUCUAUUGGAAAUUCUAUGGAACUUUGAUGUGAAUGCUCUUUAUUUGAUAAUUUGCCACGAAAUAUCAUUAAGAUUUGCGGACAUGAAGAAUGUUACAAUGAAAUUUAAAUAUGGCAUAAAAGCCAGAGGAAAUUGUCAACUAAUGGCAAGGAACUUGGAGGAGCUGAGAAUCCUACAUGGUCAAUUAUGCUUGGCCACCAAACAUUUCUAUGAUGCUUUUUUGCAAAGAAUUAUGCUUUUCAUACUGAUAAGAAUUCUUAUCAUCCUGUAUUAUUCCAACAUUCUUUUGUUUACAUCCUAUGUAGGUAAAUACAAAGUGAUAUUCUUUAAUGUUUUCCUGAUGCUGCUGAAUGUUUAUGUAUUGACGUCUUCAACAGACUAUAUUUUUAAUCGGAAUAGAGACGUGGUGUUCCUUGUUAAAAGUAUGGAUGAAGAAUACCGCUGUCCUGAAUUUAGAAAUCAGAUAUUUUUCUAUGAAGCAGAGGCUAACUACUUGAAAAAGCGAAUCUUUGAAAGAAAAAUGUUCAAACUUGAUAGGGAUACAUUCUCUAGCAUUGUUACUUUGCUUGUAACAUUGAUGAUUGUAUCCAUCCAACUGCCUUCAGUGGUGGAGAAUUGGGCUUCAUUCUUCAUUAUAAAAUUUAAAAUUUCUAGAGACAAUUUGAACUCAACAUUUUUGAACACAACUAUAAUUUGAACCUACAAUUCAACUCCAAUUCAUGGAAUGAG
This is a messenger RNA of Nilaparvata lugens (brown planthopper), 2522 nucleotides long. RefSeq lists its product as uncharacterized. The transcript is spliced from 7 exons. Lineage: Eukaryota; Metazoa; Arthropoda; Insecta; Hemiptera; Delphacidae. The record is from RefSeq and is a predicted model, not a curated record. The coding region runs from base 1291 to 2490 and encodes 399 amino acids.